Acaromyces ingoldii is the source of this 1437-nucleotide messenger RNA. RefSeq lists its product as hypothetical. Bases 446 to 1309 code for a protein of 287 amino acids. The transcript has 3 exons. Lineage: Eukaryota; Fungi; Basidiomycota; Exobasidiomycetes; Exobasidiales; Cryptobasidiaceae. The record is from RefSeq and is a predicted model, not a curated record.
GAUUGUCUUCGGAGAUGAAAAUGAAUACUCUUUUGAGAGCAUCUUGACGCGGGUGCCGCCCAUACACUACGCUCGAAAGCCCGACGACGAAUUGCGUUGGAUCGCCAAUCUCGCGCAGGUCAAUCAGAGGCUACGGGGACAUUUUCUGGCUCGUCUGUGGGGCAGGAUCAGUCUGUAUCACGUCAAAGAUCUGUAUCUCGUCGAUAAGUUCCUGGCCACUCACGAAAACGUCUACGGGCCCUUGAUCGAGCACAUCCUCUUCUCCUGGCAGGAUCCGGUGAGAGGCAGUGAGCUUGGUGGGGAGGUGUAUAUGAACGAGCAUGGAACGUUCGGUAGAAUGCAAGAUUGGCUCUUUCAAGACAGAUGGGAAUUAAUCAAGAAGGUCGAAUUACCGGAUUAUCGACGAGACUACCCGGACAGGACUGACGAGGAUCUCCUUGAAAUGAUGUACCCUUCUUGGGAUGACCUCAGUCGCAUCACAGAGGGUCCUGACGGAUGGGGCGAUGUGCCCGGCUUCUCGGGUCCAAACGACGUGGCAGACGCGCUAGUGCGAGUAUCCUCGUACGCAGGCAACGUCAAGAUUCUCGACUACAACGAACACUACAUUCCAGUCCCUCCUUCGUUCCUUUCGAAUAUGGAUAAGUUGGAGGAGGUCACACUAUUCUCUGAUAUAAAUCAUCAGGAUGUGCGAGACAGUGCGCUGCUCGAGCUUCCGAACAAUGUCCGACAUCUGGACAUCAUGUAUAUCUUUUGCGCAAAGCCACAAGAGACAUCAAAUACGAGACGGAGACGAGCGUCAUUCCUGUCUUUACGUCGGGAAGGGUUAGGAGUGGCGUAUGUCGACACCGACGAGAAGGCUGACGAACAGGAGCGGAGACUGAGGCUAACGUGCGGUGCAAUCAUAAAGGGAUUGACGGAAGGCUCGCUGCAAUCAGUCAAGGUGUGGGACGCUGAAAUGCUGCGAAUAGCAGAGAUGCUGCCUUGUUGGAUCGCGCUGGACCUACCGAACAAGGGAAAGGAGGACCUCGAAUUAGGUUGGGGAUAUGAAACGACGCGUGCCUUUACCGACUACGGGCGGAAGCCACCUAUCCUGUUCAAUUGCGCUGCCGUGGUCGAUCUCAGAAUCAUACUUCAAGGAUGCGGCUCGGCGAAAGAGGUCCAACAAAGGUGUCAGGAGCAGCGCAAGGCAGCAAAUGACGAGGCUGCAAGUGAUGAGAUUUUCACUGCGGAGAUACUUGCAAAUUGGUUAGCCGAUGACGAGGACCUCUCUUACGCCGUAUAUCAAGGGAUGCAGUGGUCACGCGCGUAGAGGGCAGAUACUUACACGAAAGGGAGAAGGCGCAUUGCACUGUACAGUACAAUACCCGAUUACCUUCCUCUCUGAAGCAGAGUAGUGACAUGAACAUGGUCAACUCGAGACAGAAAUCACUUUCGCAU